AUGAUCUGCGUGCUGAGCACGACUUCCUACCAAUCAUACCAAGACCAGCGCCUCCUUUGUGUUCUUCAGUACCGCACCAAUCCCCCACACCGAAGAGUUGCUCGACGGCGGCACAUCGGAAGGGUCUCCACGAGUCGCUCUUGCGGUCGAGCGAUUGAGGAUGUGGAGCCUGGCAGCCACAGACUGGUCACCCACGUCCAUGGUGUCAUCGGCAACUUGGCUUUGGCGAAAUUGCGGCAGUCCGAGGACUUCGAUCUCGUGCAGGAGACCACGCAGAUGGCUUUGGCACCGCUGGAGGGAGAGAGGAAGAAUAUGGAUGAAAUGUCGCCAGAGGAAGCCGAGAAGGAGAAGCGAGCUGAGAGGCUGGAGGAUGAGACGACGGGAAUCGAAAGGGAGACGGAGGAGCUGUCGAAGAAGAUCAAGAAGGAGAUUGGCCGAGAAGACGCCCCCAGAGAGAAUGAGCAGCAUGUGUAUUGCGGCAAGUCCGGACUCUUUGGUCCCAUGGUUGUCCUUGACUACGCCGAGGGUAUACUAUAUCGAAAGGGUAGAGAGAGCACCCUGUAUGAGGCCAAGUCUUCAGCUUCAGCCCGUCCAAAGAGAGAAACGCCCUCAUCCUCAGCUCAUCGAUUUCCCAUCAACACUCGUUACGGCCAAGAGGCCGGAUGA
This is a messenger RNA of Zasmidium cellare ATCC 36951, 666 nucleotides long. RefSeq lists its product as uncharacterized. The record is from RefSeq and is a predicted model, not a curated record. The transcript has a single exon. The coding region runs from base 1 to 666 and encodes 221 amino acids. Lineage: Eukaryota; Fungi; Ascomycota; Dothideomycetes; Mycosphaerellales; Mycosphaerellaceae.